This is a messenger RNA of Pestalotiopsis fici W106-1, 2067 nucleotides long. RefSeq lists its product as uncharacterized. The transcript is spliced from 6 exons. Bases 1 to 2067 code for a protein of 688 amino acids. Gene Ontology annotation, biological process: cell surface receptor signaling pathway; cytoskeleton organization. Gene Ontology annotation, molecular function: protein binding. Gene Ontology annotation, cellular component: cytoplasm. NCBI's taxonomy places the organism in Eukaryota, Fungi, Ascomycota, Sordariomycetes, Amphisphaeriales, Sporocadaceae. The record is from RefSeq and is a predicted model, not a curated record.
AUGGCGAAUCCUUACAACAACCCUCUCGACACCUCACAGGACGGCAUCUACGGAGCUUUUGUGCCAAGGAACCGAAGCUCAUUUUCAGCGACCGGCGCAUUGCCGCCAGCAUCCCCUUCUUCCUUGAGCAAUAUCAUGCCUCUACUCCCCCUCAACCCACCACAAGGCAGCUAUUCAGAGCUCUACACAACGCAUCAUUCUUACAUAAGGACUGGUAGCGGAGCUGCCGACUCUGACGGAAAUGCGAUGCCCUCCGAGGGUGCCGGGUCUGGUUUGCGCCAGCAAACUUCCCACUUUCCAUCCUUCUCGCGCGCCUUUGAGAUGUUCAUAAAUCCUAUCGGCGACAGUACCUGGCCAACUCGACACCGGAACAAUGGCCUCUUUGUGCCUUCAUACCUUGCGAACUCGGCCUACAUACAAAAGCUGGAAGAGGUGCACACAUCAAAACAGGCGCAAAGGGAAGCCCAGACGCAGGCGAUUGGGGGCAGUGGGAUAACCGCAGGCCAAGUCGCUGCGCCGUCCAUAACAAGCAAGCCAACCACACAUCUGGGUAUGACCUAUGAUUUGAUUGAGCGUGCGCCCAUGCUCGAGGAUGACGACGCAGUAGCACCAUUGCCAACCAGGUGGAAUAAGGAGGACAAGCAAGGCCAAUUGGAAGUCAUGGCCGAUGGUCUGGAAGUCAAAUAUACUGGGCAAAAGUCCCCGGGAGAGCGUGAUUAUGAAUUGUACUCAAUCAGGGCGGAUCAUCCUGUACCCAGCCAAGCCGGGAUUUACUAUUUCGAGGUUCAACUCCUGUCCAGAAAGCGAGACGAGACAACUGUCUGUGUGGGAUUUGGGCCAAAAUCCGCCGCGCUUACUCGUCCUGUUGGCUGGGAAAACGAUUCAUUUGGCUACCAUGGCGACGAUGGAAAUGUUUAUAUUGCUUCCCAGUCGCCCAAGCAUUACGGACCUGGUUACACAACUAAUGAUACAGUGGGCUGUGGGAUCAAUUUUCUCAACAAAACCAUCUUCUUCACCAGAAAUGGUGUUAACCUAGGUGUUGCUGCCAGGGAUUUUAAAGUCAAGCUGUAUCCCUUUAUUGGUAUGAAGCGAAAUGGCGAGCACGUGCGGACGAAUUUUGGACAAACCCCUUUUGUAUUCGACAUCGACGACAUGAUGAAGCAAGAGCAAAACAAAAUCAGAAAGGAGAUUUCAGAGGCCAAUGUUGCGAAAUUGGCCGGCCCGAAGACGGGCGAGACGGACCUCCUCCAGCAGCUGGUUUUACAAUUUCUUCAACAUGACGGCUAUGUCGAGACCGCAAGGGCUUUUGCCGAGGAAAUCCAGUCAGAAAAGCAGGCUCUCAAUCUCGACGCUGAUGUUCCUGUAGAGGGUAUCAACAUCAAAGAUGAUGAGGAUGCCAACCAUCGACAGAGUAUUCGGAAAUCUAUUCUUGAUGGAGACGUGGACAAAGCAUUCAAAUUUACGCAAACAUUCUACCCUGACGUCUUGAAAGAGAACCAGCAAGUAUACUUCAAGUUGCGAUGUCGGAAAUUCAUCGAAAUGGUUCGCAGAUCAUCCCAUCUGAGUAACAACCACAACAGAAGCUUUAGUAGCAAGAAAAGCAAUGGUCAUACUCUGGACGACAAUCUCGAGAUGGAUCUCGACGAGGACGGCUACUCGGACGAAAUGGACACACAGGAUACGCUUGAGGCAUCGACCGAGGACGAAGCAGCCGCCUACCUUGCGCAGACAAUCGAAUAUGGCCGAGAGCUACAAGAAGAGUUCAAAGACAAUGGAAGCAAAGAGAUGAGCAAGACGCUUCAAGAUGUGUUUGCACUAAUGGCGUAUGCAAAUCCGCUCCAAGAAAAGGAAUUGGCCCAUUUCUUCGAGAGAAAGGCCAGAGUACUAGUGGCCGAAGAACUGAACUCGGCCAUUCUACUGUCUUUGGGCCGGUCGUCCAGAUCCGCGCUCGAGACAGUUUAUGCCCAGACGAGUGUCUUGCUUGAUUAUCUUCGCGAGAACGGUGGACCAGGAUCCUUUGUGACAGUCCAAAGUGUGAUUGAUGAGAUACCCAAAUCGCCAUAUUAG